Ostrea edulis (European flat oyster) is the source of this 4968-nucleotide messenger RNA. RefSeq lists its product as uncharacterized. Gene Ontology annotation, molecular function: zinc ion binding; protein binding; ubiquitin-protein transferase activity. Gene Ontology annotation, biological process: positive regulation of DNA-templated transcription. Lineage: Eukaryota; Metazoa; Mollusca; Bivalvia; Ostreida; Ostreidae. Gene Ontology annotation, cellular component: nucleoplasm; chromatin. The record is from RefSeq and is a predicted model, not a curated record. Bases 423 to 2066 code for a protein of 547 amino acids. The transcript has 2 exons.
GAAUACCGCCCUUGGCGAAAUGCAUGUCGGGUAUUUUUAGGCUUUUACCACUUCCAACUUUGAAAGGGAUUAGUGCAAAUUUUGGAAGAUAAGAUGGUAAGAUGGAAUUGGACAAUAAUUUCAUUACAUAUCCUUAAUGUAAACGUACGGUUACUAGGCUACAGUACUUCCGGGAGACCUGACGAGUAUAUCUGCAGUUUCGUUUUAGUCAGACACAAAUAUUAGCUUUAAAAUAGUACAGUUUUAUAAUUCCUUCAAGUUUUCAUUGGCCCCUAAACGCGAUAGAUUAAUAUUACAUCUCUUUCGUCUGAAUGAUUAGAAUUGGUUCGUUAUAAAUCAAAAAGAAAGUUGGGAUAAUUUUAUGCUCUUUGGAAUUUUGAGCGAAAACAAUGCCAUGAGAGACUGCUGCUAGAGAUGAAACAAUGGCGACACAGGCUCAAGAUGUCAUUUACUGCGACUCCUGCUCGACAGCAGCUGCAGAAGUCCACUGUGAUUCCUGUCAAGUGAAAAUGUGUAGACCGUGUUCUGGGCAUCACGUGUCCAAUAGUCAUUCCAGAAAACACGAAAUCGUACCAUAUACUUCAAGAAAAAUAAAACACAAAGAGGCGAAAUGUGACCUUCACUCCGGACAAAUCUGUGAACUACAUUGCGAAGAUUGCAAUAUCCCCAUAUGCAGCAAAUGUGUAUUAUCUAAGUUGCACAACCAACAUGAAAUCAAAGAGUUAUCAGAAUACUUUGAUGGAAAAAAACGUGAUCUAAUAAAAGACACUAGUUUCAUGGAAAAUGAAAUUAUGCAACAUUAUGACAGCGCCCUUUCCAAAAUGAAAGAAGAAGCAGAGGAGUUAUCAAGAAGUCACGAGAUGUUGGAAGUUGGUAUUCAAGAGCAAGGAAAACGAUUGCAUCAGGAAGUUGAUGUUGCGAUCAAGAGAGAGCUAUCAUUAGCCAGAAAUAUGAAAAGCGAAGAUAUGGCUGCCAUGAAAGAUAGUGUAUCCCAUAUGGAGGAUCUUCGCUCUUCGUUGCAACAGGAAAUCGAGAGAAACAAGAAAAUUGUGAAGUCAGGCGACUAUUCUAAAAUUGUUUCUUUCAGAUCAGCAGUUGACAAGUUCAAAUUCAUGCCACCAAGACCGGCAUUGUCUAAACCUGUUUUCAAGGCUUCAGAGAUUAAAAAGAAAACAAUCAGACAACAGGUAGGAGAAAUACAAUCAUCCCCAAAAUCAGAAACGCCGGGAUAUCAAAUUAGGGAAGAUCAGGGCAAGAGGACGGCCUUGCUAAAAGAAGCCGGGGUCGUUACAGAAGUGGACACAGAGUUUGAAGAGCUUUGGCGAAUCGCCUUCCUUCACCCUGGUCAACUUUGGUGUAGUGGCGAUGAUAGUUCAGUGAAGAAAAUUGAUUUGAAAGGGUCAGUAUUGCAAGUCCUUGCAGAAUCUUGUGAAUUUCAUCCUCAGGACAUAUCCGUGUCGCCUGAAGGAGCAUUGUUCUAUACAGAUGUUGAUAGCCACUCCGUGUACAUCGUCCGGAAGAAAGAGAGGAAUGAAUUGUCCUUAAAAUUGUCCGGGUGGAAGCCAUGGAGUAUCUGCGCAUGUUCGAUGGAAAACAUACUUGUUGCAUUAAAAAAUGAUUCAUAUACUGAAGCAAAAGUCGUAAGAUAUGUCAAGGGCAAAGAGAAGCAAACAAUUCAGUUUGAUGACAAUGGUCAAGCUCUUUACUCCCCAGAACGUAGCCUGAUGUUUGUAGCAGAAAACCAGAACAACAAAGACAUUAUCGUCUCCGACAAAGCAUGGAAGCAACUUGUGGUGGUGAAUAAAUCGGGCAAAUUCAGGUUUAGAUACCCAGAAGGGAAGAGUUUCGUACCCAGAUGUGUAACCACAGACACUGGCGGAAGAAUAUUGGUCACAGAUGGCGAAAACAAUAGAAUUCAUAUUAUAGAUGCGGAUGGAAAAUUCAUAUCCUACAUAGACAACUGCUCUCUUAAUGUGCCAGUUAGCCUUACAAUCGACAAUGACAACACACUCUGGGUUGGAGAAUUUUACUCUGGCAAAAUAAAAGGCAUUCGGUAUUUACAAUAGAUUACAUGUGAAAGUACAUUGGGUCACAUUCCAAGCAUAUUUGCAUAGAAAACAUUGUCUGAAUCUUGUUUGAAAAAAAAGUCUAUAAUGAUGCCAAAAAACACGGAAUUCUAUAUCCACUGGAGUGUCUUCUAGGUGUCGUCAAAUACAUUUUUUGCGAAUUUAUUUGAAAUUGAAGUUAGUUUGACGAAUUUAUAUAUACAUAUUCUUUAUUAAGAAUAAGCGUAAACCCCUUAAAAUCUUCUAGAGAAUCGAGAAAUUGUAAUGUCUACACCCCUUAUUUAAAAUCAGCUUUAAUCAGCAUGAAAUCAAAGUUUACUUCAUAUCAUUUUGGAAAGGUGCGGUGUAUAAGUUGGAAGAUAUCAUUAAAGAAUUUUAGUGCGUUACAUAAUUGCUUUGGAAGAGGAAAAUGAAUCACAAAACCAUUGUGAACACGGUACUUGGAACUACUUGAGUGAAUAUUUACCUUAUAAUGUUCCAUCUCUAACAUUGUUUCAGCAUACCACUGAACAAGAACUCAAAUCUAUCAUAUGAAAACUCCCAAUAUACCAUGUGAAUUCGACCCUAUUACCGCGUCUCUUGUCAAAAAGUAUAUUGAACCAUUGCUUCCCUUGAUCACCAGGAUAGUCAACUCUUCUAAGUGUUUCCUUCUUUUUUUAAAGGAGGCGCUUUUUCGACCUCUUCUAAAGAAACCUGGACUUGACAAAGAGGUUUUGAAAAAAUAUCACCCAAUCUCCAAUCUAUCGUUUCGAGGAGAAAGUUGUGGCCAGUAGAAUGGAUAGUAACCUUGACUCAUAUUUUUUACCGGAUCCACUCCAAUAAACAUACCGUGCUCAAUAUUCUAAGGAAACCGCUCUCGUUAAAGUAUAUAACGAUAUCAUGUCGGCGCUCGAUCAACAAUCAACGGCAGUCCUUGUCCUUCUUGACUUGUCAGCAUCCUUCUAUGGUAUCGGCCAUGAAAUUCUACUUCAACACAUUUCCCUAUCCUCUGGAGUUAAAUGAAUGGAUAAGAUCCUAUUUAUAAGAUAGCCACCAGUGUGUUAUCAUUGGACCCAUUAGGUCAGAUACCCGUCAGUUACCUUUUGGUGUUCCCCAGGGAUGUGUUUUUGGACCCAAAUUAUUCUGUAUUUUCACUAGACCCAUAGGAACAAUAUGUCAUUGCCAUGAUAUGAAGCAUCAUUUCUAUGCAGAAGAAGAUUUACAAGUCUACAUGGUAAUCAGACCAGAAGAAAAGUGGGUAAACUAUGUAUCUCGCAUGGAAUCCUGCAUCAUAAACAUACAUUGUAGGAUCUUUGAUGACAUCGAACCUUAAUUCAAGACAAGACAGAACAAAUUCUAUUUUCAACAUAAGAAAACAUAGUGCCCCUACGCUACAGGUCAAAAGUACAACACGUGUGAAAAAUUUAGGCUUAUUUUUCGAUCAACAUUUUGCAAUGGAAAUCAGUCGUCAAAUUAUGUCAUAAUUAAAUCUUUAACAUCGGGCGGAUAAGACCCUACUUAACAAAUGAAGCUUGCAAACCCCUGGUAAACUCCUUUGUAACAUCUAAACUUGGAAACUGUCUUUAUUUCGGAGUUGGGGGGGGGGGGAUUAUUGAACCGGCUGCCACGGGUGCAGAAUAUUGUUGCUCGUCUAGUUACUAGGUCGCAGAAACGGGAUCACAUUUCCGAUUCUGGCGGAACUUCAUUGGCUUCCCAUCCAUUACCGACCCCAAUACAAUAUUUUUACCUAUACAUAUUCUUCCUUCCACGGAUCUGCGCCCUCAUGCAUCCCAAGUCUUUUAAAUGAAUACAAGCCAAGUCGAUCGUUACGAUCUGAAUCGAAGUCACGAAUUGAAGUGCCAAAAAUCGGACCAACAAAAUACGGACAACGCUGAUUCAGCUACGCCGCAGCACAUCUCUGGAAUGACCUUCCAGAUGACGUCAAGAAGUCAACAUCUUUUGAAUUUUUUAAAACACGCCUUAAACGCACUUUUAUGAAUUAGCUUUUAGAUUCUAACAUGUAUAAACUGUUUUGAUUAUCAAACACCCAUAUAAAAAGCCCCUUGAACUAUCGAUCUUAAUUAUAAUGUUUUAUUUUGAUAAUUUACAGAUGUAGAUCUUGGGUCAUAUUGUCGUUUAAUUCUAUGUAAUUAUGUUUUGUUAUCGCAUUCCUUUUCUUACCCUUGUAAAGCGCCAUUGAGUAAUUUGUUUUAUGUAAGGCGUUAUAUAAUUUUUUUUAUCAUUAAAUUAAGGUUUGGUGACAAUACGUACUAAUACAGCUUUACGGAAUUUUAAAUACAAUCGAUCGUUGAUAAUUCUUUUUAUCCUGGUAUUUUUUUUUUUCAUAAUGUUUUGAUGCGGAUCCAAUUGUUCAAAUUCCAAGUUAGAUAACUUCGAAAUUUCUGAAAUGUGCGUCUGCCUGUAUGAAGUAGCAUUUGCUUUUCAAUUUUUUCCCCACUCAUAUGGAGACGCAAGUAAGAUAACAAGUAAGAUAAUUUUUCACUCAUAUAGAGACGCUUACAUUUCCGGUGAAGGGCUGCAAAAUUAGGCAAACAUUUAAACAUUGUAUAUUUCAUCAUCACUUUAUCAUAUGUUAUACUCUGCAGUAGAUGUAUUAUGUUCAUAUAAGUAUAUGUUGUGAAACUUGAGAUAUUAUAUUUAUAAGACUAUAAGAUAUGAAAACUUUGAACUUUGAACGAUGAAAAACAUGAAUGUAACGUAUUUUUGCGAUUUUGAAUUCUAUAUAUUUUUGAAUUCUAUAUAUUUUUGAAUUCUAUAUAUUUUUGAAUUCGAAUGUUUUAUUUAGAAUUUUGUCAUUUGAUAUAGAAUUGACAUACUUUUAUUAGAAGUAGCUUUCUUUUUAAAACCCUCUGUUUAGAUACAAUACGUAAAAUUAUAAUAAUAAAAUAGAUUGUCAAAACAC